GAAAAGCGAGAGAGACUCUGGGUGUCGGUGCUCGGCUCCGAGUCACGUGGCCUCGCUGCCAGCUGCACGGAGCUCCCAGCUAGCACCCGCUGCCCAGACGCUGGGGGGCAAGGAGAAAGGGAAGCUGAGUCCUGCUGGUGGCCAGGGGCAGGCGAAAACGCAACCAACAGUGAUAACAAUAAAAAGUAAAAGGAAAGCAUUUAAAAGGGAGUUGUUACUGGAGGCACAAAGCAGACGCCGCAGGCGUGGGAGUAUGUGCAGGGGGAAGUUGGUAGAGUAUUUAUCUCUAAGGGGCGGAGACAGCCCAAAACAGACUUUUGCCUUAGAAUUGUUUUAGCCUUAAGCAAGGGAAAGGCGCAAGGCGUCACCACCGUGCUACUGUCUGCUAUAGAAGCUUAAAGCUCCCUUCAAUUUCACUUGGUGAUUUUCUUUCUUAUUUGGGGUAAGGCCACUGUAUUGACACCCUUUCACUUUCUCCACGCUGAAAGGGUGUUUAACACACCGCUUCUGAAGGCCAGAGGCCACAGCCGGCGACACCGCGGCCUCGCUCCCCGCCGAGGGCACGCAGGCUUCGGGCGGCCGGGGGAAGACUCCGCCGGUGUCCUAGCAACAGGUCUCUAGCCCUGUAAGUUACAGCAUCUGGGCUGGCUGGGAACCCCGAGGAGCCCUUGUUCCGGACCCCCCACCCUUCGGGACGCCUCUCCCAGACACUGAGGCCGCACCGCCACUACCGAAGACUUCGCAAUGUUUCCACUUUCUGGGACUCAAACGGAAAUUUCUUGACGGAGGAAACCGGGUUUUUUCCCACAGACUGUGCGCUGCUGUCAGGCGGAGUCGGGGGCAACUCGCUCACCGCAGAGGAGCCACUUUGGAGUUUCGCGUCCUUCCCACAGCCCAGCCGCGGGCUGGGAAGGAUGUCCAGUGACUCGCGGGCGUCUGGUCUGUGGCCGGGAUGGAAAGUCACAGUCGGCAGGCUGGAGUGAGGGGCGGGAAGAUGCCCGGUCCCCGCCUCGCGGGCUCGCCAGCCGCAUCCCUCGGGUUGGCACACUGAGCCGCCUAGGACCCGCGCUGCGCGCGGACGCCGAGCGUCACCGCCCUGAGCCGCAGCCCGCGCUCCCCCUCGGGGGUGGCCAACACCUGGAGGGCAGGGCAGGGCCUUUCCCGCUCACGCCCCUUGCGCAAGGAUGGCGGGAUCCGGCGCUGCAUCGUAGCGGCUGGGGAGCGCAGCGACCUGCGUCUCCAGUUUCUCCAACGGACACCAGGCAGACUUAACCCUCCGGACAGCUCCAGAGCCCCUGGGACAACCAAGCCGAACUCGCGCCUCGGAGAGAGGCUUUGGAGGCCAGUCCUCUGCGGCGGGAGCGGACACCGUCUCGGAGUGGGGAGUGGAGAGAGACGAAAGGCGAGCCUGGGGCUGGGUGUGCGCGCGUGGGAGCGCGCCUCGGAGCGCCCGGCACUCCCCCGCGCAGCCCGGAGGGCACUUUGGGAAGGAGGGAGUGGUAGCCGCGGGAAUGCGAAUUAGCAAGAAAAAUCUAAGUGACGCUCCAGACAGGUCGGGAUUUAGAAUUCGAAGCUAAAGGCUGCUAGAAAUCGGCUGCUAGAAAUCUUCCUCUGCCCAGCCCCUCCGUCCCCGCCCCGAAGCCCCUGCGGUCUGCUGUGCCUGCUUCCCCGCCCCGGCUCAGAGGUCGCCGGCCGGCGGGCGCCCCGUCGGCUGCGGGCUUCCUCCCCGACACCCGCCCGCGCGCAUGAGGCCGUCGCCCCCGCCGCAGGCUCUGGCGCCCCCCUCGCGGUGCCCGUGAUGCCAUGCCCCGCCACCACGCGGGAGGAGAGGAGGGCGGCGCCGCCGGGCUGUGGGUGAAGAGCGGCGCGGCCGCGGCGGGCGGGGGGCGCCCGGGCAGCGGCAUGAAGGAUGUGGAGUCGGGCCGGGGCAGGGUGCUGCUGAACUCGGCAGCCACCAGGGGCGACGGCCUGCUUCUGCUGGGCACCCGCGCGGCUGCGCUCGGCGGCGGCGGAGGCCUGAGGGAGAGCCGCCGGGGCAAGCAGGGGGCCCGGAUGAGCCUGCUGGGGAAGCCGCUCUCGUACACCAGUAGCCAGAGCUGCCGGCGCAACGUGAAAUACCGGCGGGUGCAGAACUAUCUGUACAACGUGCUGGAGAGACCCCGCGGCUGGGCGUUCAUCUACCACGCGUUCGUUUUUCUCCUUGUCUUUGGUUGCUUGAUUUUGUCAGUGUUUUCUACCAUCCCCGAGCACACAAAGUUGGCCUCAAGUUGCCUCUUGAUUCUGGAAUUCGUGAUGAUUGUCGUCUUUGGUUUGGAGUUCAUCAUUCGAAUCUGGUCUGCAGGUUGCUGUUGUCGGUAUAGAGGAUGGCAAGGAAGACUGAGGUUUGCCCGGAAGCCCUUCUGUGUCAUAGAUACCAUUGUUCUUAUCGCGUCAAUAGCAGUUGUUUCUGCAAAAACUCAGGGUAACAUUUUCGCCACGUCUGCACUGAGAAGCCUCCGUUUCCUGCAGAUCCUCCGCAUGGUGCGCAUGGACCGCAGGGGCGGCACCUGGAAGUUACUGGGCUCAGUGGUCUAUGCUCACAGCAAGGAACUAAUCACAGCUUGGUACAUAGGAUUUUUGGUUCUUAUUUUUUCAUCUUUCCUUGUCUACCUGGUGGAGAAAGAUGCCAACAAGGAGUUUUCUACGUAUGCAGAUGCUCUCUGGUGGGGCACGAUUACAUUGACAACUAUUGGCUACGGAGACAAAACUCCCCUCACGUGGCUGGGCAGACUGCUGUCCGCAGGCUUCGCCCUCCUGGGUAUCUCAUUCUUCGCCCUUCCUGCCGGCAUUCUCGGCUCAGGCUUUGCAUUGAAAGUACAAGAACAGCAUCGCCAGAAACACUUUGAGAAAAGGAGAAACCCAGCUGCCAACCUCAUUCAGUGUGUCUGGCGUAGUUACGCAGCUGAUGAGAAAUCUGUUUCCAUUGCAACCUGGAAGCCGCAUUUGAAGGCCUUGCACACCUGCAGCCCUACCAAGAAAGAACAAGGGGAAGCAGCAAGCAGUCAGAUCUGUAGUAAUAAGCAGAAGCUCUUCAGCAUUCACACCUCCCGGAAGCAGAGUCAGAAGCUAAGUUUUAAGGAGCGAGUGCGCAUGGCUAGCCCGAGAGGCCAGAGUAUUAAGAGCCGACAAGCUUCAGUAGGUGACAGGAGGUCCCCAAGCACAGACAUCACCGCCGAGGGCAGUCCCACCAAAGUGCAGAAGAGCUGGAGCUUCAACGACAGAACUCGCUUCCGGCCAUCUCUGCGCCUCAAAAGUUCCCAGCCCAAACCGGUGAUAGACGCUGACACCGCACUUGGCACUGACGAUGUGUAUGAUGAGAAGGGAUGCCAGUGUGAUGUAUCAGUGGAAGACCUCACUCCACCACUUAAAACUGUCAUUCGGGCUAUCAGAAUUAUGAAAUUUCAUGUUGCAAAAAGGAAGUUUAAGGAAACGUUACGCCCGUAUGAUGUAAAAGAUGUCAUUGAACAAUAUUCUGCUGGUCAUCUGGACAUGUUGUGUAGAAUUAAAAGCCUUCAAACCCGUGUUGAUCAAAUUCUUGGAAAAGGGCAAAUCACGUCAGAUAAGAAGAGCCGAGAGAAAAUAAUGGCAGAACACGAGACCACAGAUGACCUCAGUAUGCUUGGCCGGGUAGUCAAGGUUGAAAAACAGGUACAGUCCAUCGAGUCCAAGCUGGACUGCCUGCUUGACAUCUAUCAGCAGGUCCUCCGGAAAGGCUCUGCCUCUGCCCUCACUUUGGCUUCAUUCCAGAUCCCACCUUUUGAAUGUGAACAGACAUCUGAUUAUCAGAGCCCUGUGGAUAGCAAAGACCUGUCCAGUUCUGCACAAAACAGCGGCUGCUUAUCCAGAUCAGCCAGUGCCAACAUCUCAAGAGGGCUGCAGUUCAUUCUGACGCCAAAUGAGUUCAGCGCUCAGACUUUCUAUGCGCUUAGCCCUACUAUGCACAGUCAAGCAACACAGGUGCCAAUGAGUCAGAGCGAUGGCUCCGCGGUGGUGGCCACCAGCAACAUUGCAAACCAAAUAAACACAGCACCCAAGCCAGCAGCCCCAACAACUUUACAGAUCCCACCUCCUCUCCCAGCCAUCAAGCAUCUGCCCAGGCCAGAGACCCUGCACCCGAACCCCGCAGGCUUACAGGAGAGCAUUUCUGACGCCACCACCUGCCUUGUUGCCUCCAAGGAAAACGUCCAGGUUGCACAGUCAAAUCUGACCAAGGACCGUGCUCUGAGGAAAAGCUUCGACAUGGGGGGAGAAACUCUGUUGUCUGUCCACCCCAUGGUGCCGAAGGACUUGGGCAAAUCUUUGUCUGUUCAAAACCUGAUCAGGUCGACUGAGGAACUGAACAUACAGCUUUCAGGGAGUGAGUCAAGUGGCUCCAGAGGCAGCCAAGAUUUUUAUCCCAAAUGGAGGGAAUCCAAAUUGUUCAUAACUGAUGAAGAGGUGGGUCCCGAGGAGACAGAGACAGACGAUUUUGAUGCCGCACAGCCUGCCAGGGAAGCUGCUUUUGCGUCGGACUCUCUAAGGACUGGAAGAUCGCCAUCAUCUCAGAGCAUUUGUAAGACAGGAGAAAGCACAGAUACCCUCAGCUUGCCUCAUGUCAAACUGAAAUAAGUUGUUUUCUUUCCAGACUUAGCAGUUCCUUUAGCCAUACAUAUCAUUGCAUGAACUAUUUUGAAAGCCCUUCUAAAAAGUUGAAAUUGCAAGAACCAGGAAGAACACGAAAGGCAGUUUAUAAGCUCGUAAUCUUUUAAUUGCAUGAAAAUGCAUGUUUAGGGAUGGCUGAAAUUCCAAGGUGCAUCGACAUUAACUCAUUCACUUAGCAAUGUACCUUGAGUUAAAAAGCCUAAUGCUAUGGGGUGUAUGAGGACAUCACAAGGAGGUCAUUUAGAAGAUUGGAUGCUAUACUUCAAAAUUAUGAGAGUAAAAAACACCUUCCAAUUUCAGGCAUUUCUGCUUCGUGACUAAAUAUGAAAUGCGUUUUCAAAAUUAGGCCAUAAUGUAUAUUUAAACACAAUGGCUAUCAACAGCUGCUAACAAGUUAUCAAGGAAAGCAGAAUUUGGGAAUAAUAGAAAUGGCUGCUUCUUUCAAGAUAUAUUUGCCAACCCAUUCCUAUCCAGUCAUUUUAUUAUUAAUGUAAUUUGAAUGUCAAUUUGUGUGCUUUUGGUGAUUUAGCGCUGUGGCGAGCAAUUUUGCACAUCAUUUCCAUGUUGUUCUUUAUGACAAGAAUGUUCUUCAAUUAGAAAAUGUGCAAAUAAUGAAAUUCAGGGCCAGUGGGGCAAAUAGACGAUAUGACCAGUUGACGUAUUUGACUUUAUAGAAACAUAUUCCCUGAUGGCAGAAUCGACUGUACCAGUGGUCAGUUCCCACACAAGCAUAUAAAUAACCGAUGGAUAGAACAGCCUGCGUGACUGGGCUGGUCUCUCUGCAAUGGCAUCAGCCCCGGGCUUGCCGAUAGUGCCCGCGUAAAGGGCACGGGUGAGAAGCUUUCUCAUUCAGCUGACGUAUUGGCAGGCCCCUGGGGAACGGGACAUUUGAGCGUAACUAAGACAGGAAAGGCUUGAAAGGAAUGCACAAACACCACCAGGAAAUAGGCAAAGUUAAAGAAAAUGACUUCCCCCUCAAGGAGCAAUGAGAGGGAGAGAAAGAAACCAAAAGAAAAGAAGUAGAUUUUUUAGAAAACGAGUAUUGCUAGGGAAUUCAACUACCUAAACAUCCCUUAUUCUUAUAUAUAAACAGAGAAUUUUGCAAGGUAUUUAUUUUUUAAUAUGCCCUGAAUGUCUUUUGCUAUUGUGUGUACAUUUUGCAUAUGAAAGGCUAAAGUUCUUUUACUUUUUAUACUGUAGUGAACAUUUUCUAUUCUCCCCAGAAACAUUGUUCCAAAUCUGAAAUAACUGGUUCGGUGUCCUGACAUCUAUACAAGUUAUUUACAAUUAGAAGCCAGAUAGCACCGUCAGGGUGUGCAAAUCAAAACACUUACUGAUAGAACAUGGCAGCAGAAAGACCAAGGGAAACAAAAUGAAAAACGUAUUUAUCAGAAAGCAAGCAAUGCUGGCCGCUUGUCAGACACCAGUCUAGCUGUCUAGAGCAUCAGAAUUUCAGCCUACGUAAUGGCACUCAGAAGGCAAAGAGACAAGAGGUAGCACGUCAACUCAGUUAAACCCUAGCCAGGGAAGGACUCAAGAAAGGAAGAGGUUUUUGUUCUUGGCAGACAAUAGUGCUGGCCCCAGAGAUACUUCUCCAGCAGUGAGGAAAGAAUGAGCAGGGAAAUCAAAGGGAGGAGGA
This is a messenger RNA of Nycticebus coucang (slow loris), 6319 nucleotides long. It is a transcript of the gene KCNQ5, whose product is annotated as potassium voltage-gated channel subfamily Q member 5. Gene Ontology annotation, cellular component: membrane. Lineage: Eukaryota; Metazoa; Chordata; Mammalia; Primates; Lorisidae. Bases 1804 to 4647 code for a protein of 947 amino acids. Gene Ontology annotation, biological process: potassium ion transport; transmembrane transport. The record is from RefSeq and is a predicted model, not a curated record. Gene Ontology annotation, molecular function: voltage-gated potassium channel activity. The transcript is spliced from 15 exons.